Aedes albopictus (Asian tiger mosquito) is the source of this 2213-nucleotide messenger RNA. RefSeq names its product calpain-B-like. The transcript has 3 exons. Gene Ontology annotation, molecular function: calcium-dependent cysteine-type endopeptidase activity. Gene Ontology annotation, biological process: proteolysis. Gene Ontology annotation, cellular component: cytoplasm. NCBI's taxonomy places the organism in Eukaryota, Metazoa, Arthropoda, Insecta, Diptera, Culicidae. The record is from RefSeq and is a predicted model, not a curated record. The coding region runs from base 240 to 2054 and encodes 604 amino acids.
CUGAACGUGCGAGCACAGUUUGAAUUUAUUUAUCCAACGAUGUCGAAGAAAAUGUUCGGGGAUCCACCAUGAUCGCCGAGUUGCAUUGGUCGACUCUAUAGCAGAAGGGUCCAGCAUGGCCCAUUCGCGCAAUUGUAUGUACAUUCUAUAUUUACCCGGAGUAGUUGCACGAUUGUGAUCGUCAUAAAGAGUGUAGUUUUGAUAGUGAAAUUUAUUCUUGAUAAUUAUUUGGAACAUCGAUGGAUCGCGAUUGUGAUUGCAGUCCUUCCUGUUCCAGGUUGAGCCCAUUCAUUGUGGUAGAAUUCACCGAAGAUGGUAUCUCUUACAACUCUCCUCGAGUUCACCAAAAUCCCCAUGCACAAAGGUUCUAUCACCUGAGAGAUCACUGUCUGGCGAACAAUCUUCUCUUUGAAGAUCCGGACUUCAAGGUGGAGGAACAACCCCUGAUAGGAUACAAGUUGUCCACGAAAUCGAAAUUAAAAUGGCUGCGACCUUCAGAGAUCGUUGACGACCCACAAUUCGUCGUCCUUAACGAGCCUUCCGAUUUUGACGUCCAUCCUGGAUACCUUCCCAGUGGAAGCCUAAUCACUUCCAUGCUGAAUCUCUUCGCCAACAAACGAUCAUUCCAACGAACCGUCCCGCACGAUAACUCAUUCGCCGACGAAGAAUACGCUGGGAUAUUCCACUUCCACUUUUGGGACUACGGUCGCUGGAUUGAUGUAGUGAUCGACGAUCGUCUACCGACGCUGGAUGGAAAGCUGCUGUUCACAAGAUCCGCGCGUCCCAACGAACUGUGGUGUUCACUGCUGGAGAAGGCCUACGCCAAGUUCUUGGGGUCGUACAAUGCCCUCAAGGGGGUUACAAUUAGUGAAACGAUGCAAGACUUCGCCGGUGGCGUAACGCAGUGUUACUGGUUCAAGGAGUGCAAGUUAUCGACGGACUAUUUCUACGCAUUGAUUGAAAAAGGGCUUCAACGAGGAUCUAUGAUCGCUGGAAUUCGUCUGCAUAACAAAGUAAAUGGAGAAGAUCGAUCGUGCAUUACUAAUCCGAUUACGCAGACAAUGUCCUCAGGUUCCCGGUUAGUCUGCUUGGGGAAUUUUGGUGAUCAAGUGAUCAGGUCCGAAGAAGAUGAGGCUAUCGAAGAUCAUCCCAAGAGAUACUGGUUAUGCAUCGAACAAUUCAUGAGCAGAUUCGAUGGCGUUGAGCUUUGUAGCACUGCACCAGAUCUCUUGAGAGACCCCGAACGAGGUCAACGGAACUGGAGAACCUUGUCGUACGAAGGCAUUUGGGUAUCCGGGCUUACGGCAGGAGGUUGCAAAGACCACAGAGACUCGUAUGGCAUGAAUCCAAGAUUCAAAAUGGAUCUAUCUAAGCCAGAUACUGAUGCCGGGCUGUGUUCAGUAGUAAUAUCUCUCAUGCAGAAACAACGAACGGGCAUGGUACUCUGUUUGGUUAUAGGAUUCGAAGUAUUAUCCCAUAGAAACAAAACGGUGGCCCAAUCGAUCUACUCCAAUGCACGUGAGGUAACCUCCCGAUUACAGCUCCCGCCUGGCAGCUACACCAUCAUUCCCACCACCAAACAACCAGACCAGAACGGAGCAUUCCUCUUGAGAAUCUUCACCGAACCACGUGCCCCGUCGGAUUCCACAGAUGGAUUUGAAGUUAUCCACCCUGCUCAUUCGCUUCUAAGAUCCGGCACCUGGGAAUCAAUGGUUCGGAUGUUCUUCGAGCUGGCGAACCACUUCGGAAUAAUCGACACCGCAGACAUGGCUGUGAUAAUAUCCGAAUACUUCGUCGAAUCCCAGCCUCAAAAACGAAAACAGAAAAAUUGGCCAAUCUUUUCCAAUCCGCAAAGCAAACCCGUAAAGCUCUCUAUCAACAAGAACAUAAUACGAUCAGCGCACAAACAUCACGCCAUACAGAGGGCACUAACUGAGCAUAUCGCUCAGAUGCAAAGGGAUCGCCGUAGAAGUCUUAACUUUGAGCAGUUCUUGGAUAUUCUGGCAGAAAAUUGUUACAACUGGCAGCAGAUGUUCAGUCUAGUUGAACAGUGAAAAUGUUUGAAAUCAUAGAAAUCUAAGAAUAUACUAAUUACUGCAGAGCAGCGCGGAAACCCAGGCAAGUGACAAGCGGAAAAACGAACAAAAAUACUACCGCGGAAAGUUGAGGACGAAAUAUGAAAACACGUCGUUAUUAAAGAAGCACGUUUUACA